Messenger RNA from Dacryopinax primogenitus, 1602 nucleotides. RefSeq lists its product as uncharacterized. The record is from RefSeq and is a predicted model, not a curated record. The transcript is spliced from 2 exons. NCBI's taxonomy places the organism in Eukaryota, Fungi, Basidiomycota, Dacrymycetes, Dacrymycetales, Dacrymycetaceae. The coding region runs from base 1 to 1602 and encodes 533 amino acids.
AUGACCAUCACGUCAAAUAAUCGUGCAACGGAGGAUGAAUUCGUAGGCGCAGAACCUUGGAGCGAAGCCGAUGCACUUCCUCCGCCCGCUUACGAGGAUAGACCGUUUCGGAACGUCCCAGGCCAGGGAUCAUCGAGGGGACGAAGACGCAGGACGGGUUAUCCACAGGAGAAACGGGAUGGGACACCCGCUCCUCCGACUGAUAUGCCUGUUUAUCUGCCGCAGUUAACAAGGACGCCAUCUGCCUCUAGCACGAAUUCAAACCUUACUGUCCAGGACCUGCCGAUCACCCCGCCCCGAUCCAACCGGGAAGUGGCAGCGCCGUCUGUAUCAGGCGCUACUUCCAGCUCUCCAUCUCAAAUGCGGCAGUCUUCCAUACCCUGGGAUUCGUCUCGAUCACGCGCUUCAUCCAUCUCGAGCACGACUUCGAGCACGUCAGUUCAAGCCUGCCCAUCAGCUACGCCAUACUCACCUUCUGGGAUGCGUGUGCAAUCUGCCUCGGUCACUAAGAGCUCGGCAGUCCCCGUACAUGAUGGACGGAAAUCGGCUAUUCUAUCGACCGCCAAUCUGGGGAGACCGUCGUCCUUGUCAAGUACAGCAAACCCCAUCAUCCGUGAUGUCGCUCCAUCCUAUCCUGCCCCGAUGAGGGGUUCAAUGUACAUCACUAACCCGGAUACAUUCGACGCAUCAACUCCAAGCUCAGCGCACACGACGAUCCCUCCUGUACCCCAUGCGAACACCUCCGUGCCAUCUACCCCGUUGUCAGAGCCCGAACUUUCGCAGCCGACACCUCCGACAAUCACGUAUCCGGCCGACUUCCCCUCUCACCUCGCACGACAGAACGGCGUUCGCAUCCGGCGCGCUGGCGACGUGCGCGAAACGUUCCUCAUCGAUUCGGCGUUGCCCGCCCUUGAAGGUGGGGCGGACAAGGCGUUGGAUAUAGAGACAGGGAGUGCGGUGGAUGCGCGGGUCUAUGUGAUCGGGACGGGGGCAGCGCCAUCCACCUCAGAAAAGGCCACUGAAAUGGCGUUCAAAGCGGCAAGUAUCAAGAUGACUGUCGUACAAGCAAUAGGAAACCCACUCCUGAAACUUCAAUUCCAGCCAGAGAAGCCACGCACACGAGCAAAAGAUCCACUAGAAGUGCACCUCUGUACCGGCGUUCGAGUUUCUCUCGAAGCAUUCUGGCCGGGAGACUGUAUCAUCCGUCUUCCUCCUACAUUCACCGGCAAAGUUGACCUACGCUUUGGCAAGCGUGGUACGGUAGACAUCGACAAGAACCUUGCGCUCCGCACGAGGAUCUUGAAUGAGGAGCAGGGUGUGAUGUUGUUCUGGAUUGGGGACUACGAGACGGGCAAGGGUGAGUGGGAGUUUGACAAGUGCUUCAUUCGCGCCGAGGGAAGGAUCUCCAUUGGCGUAUGGGAAGCAGAUUCGGAGAACAAGACCAAGACACCCCCUGCCUGGGACACAGCCAGCAUCGCUUCGAGCAAGAGAGGACAGGCACUGGACAGAAUCAAGGGUGUUGCGAGCCGGAUUCCCAGUGUGAAUUUGUACAAGAAGCUGAAAGGGAAUACUGAGAAACCAUAUUUGGCAACCCUUGAUUAG